Messenger RNA from Lates calcarifer (barramundi perch), 5788 nucleotides. Its product is annotated as UDP-glucuronosyltransferase 2C1. The coding region runs from base 220 to 1707 and encodes 495 amino acids. The transcript is spliced from 2 exons. Lineage: Eukaryota; Metazoa; Chordata; Actinopteri; Centropomidae. Gene Ontology annotation, molecular function: UDP-glycosyltransferase activity. The record is from RefSeq and is a predicted model, not a curated record.
UCAUGUAACUCAUUAACUCAUGACUUUGAAGGGCAGACAAGGAGGCGCAUUAAGCAUACUUUCUCUCCAACUCUUCACAAAAUCUGCUGUCUUACUGAAUAACUCAUAUUGUACUGAGGUGACAAUUUGAAGUUGGAGUGCUAUUCUUGUACCAGUGGAUCUGGUUCAUCUGGGGGCAAAAUCCUUGUGUUCCCACUGGAUGGAAGCCACUGGGUAAACAUGAAAAUACUUGUAGAGGAACUGCAUGCCAAAGGACACAAGGUCACUGUGGUUCGAGCACCAGACAGCUGGUAUAUCAGUGAGAAGUCUCCUUUCUACACCUCUGUCACCCUUUCCAGCCCAGUUGGCUUUGAGGAAAACUUUGAAACCUUCUUGUCUCCACAGCUGGAGAUCCGGGUUCAGGAUAAGCCCUCAUCUUUUUGGUCUCACGCCUGGAGUCGUUUUCAGAUACAGCGGGUGCUUGUGAACCAGUUCUAUCAGUUCCAUAAGAGAAUGAGUGAAAUGGUUGUUCAGAUGUUUGAAGAUGAAAACCUGAUGCGCUCCCUACAUGAUGCCAAAUAUGAUGUGGUUUUGACCGACCCUGGCAUCGGCGGAGGGGCCAUACUGGCCCAUCGGCUCCAAGUUCCUCUUGUUUUCAAUGUCAGAUGGACCAUUCAAGGUGAAGCUCAUCUUCUUAUUGCUCCUUCACCUCUGGCAUACAUUCCUUUCACUGCAACAGAGUUGACAGAUAGGAUGACUUUCACUCAAAGAAUCAAGAAUGUUAUAAGUUAUACCAUUGGGAUGUACACACUGUCAUACAUGACAGAGCCUCACUACAAACCUGUGGUUAGAAGGUACUUUGGUCCUGAUGUGGAUUAUUUAACGUUUUUCGUGGAUGCUGAUAUAUGGCUUAUGAGAAAUGAUUUUGUCUUUGAAUUUCCACGUCCUACAAUGCCAAAUAUAGUCUACAUGGGUGGAUUUCAGUGCAAGCCCCCAAAGCCGCUGCCUGAGGACUUGGAGGAGUUCGUCCAGAGUUCUGGAGAUCAUGGGGUUAUUGUGAUGACCUUAGGAACUCUAGUUGGGAAGCUUCCUCAAGAUAUUGCGGAGGAGAUUGCAGCAGCCUUUGCUCAGCUACCUCAGAAGGUUAUAUGGAGGUACAUGGGACAUAGGCCAGCCAGCUUGGGCAACAACACAUUAAUGGUCAGCUGGUUGCCACAGAACGACCUCUUGGGACAUCCCAAAACUAGAGUAUUUGUGACCCAUGGAGGCACCAAUGGGAUUCAGGAGGCAAUUUACCAUGGGGUUCCUGUAGUUGGACUUCCCCUAUUCUUUGAUCAGCCUGAUAACCUCUCCAGAAUCAGAGCCAAGGGAGGAGCAGUGAUUGUAGAUAUUGCCAUGCUUGACAGGCACAUCUUUGCAGAUGCACUGAUGACAGUUCUUUACAAUUCCUCUUACAAGGAAAACAUGCAGAUGCUCUCAAGGCUGCACAGAGAUCAGCCUAUGAAACCACUGGACCAGGCAGUGUUUUGGAUAGAAUAUGUUAUAAGGCAUAAAGGAGCCCGUCAUCUGCAGACACAUGCCAACAAGAUGUCCUGGUUUGUUUACAACUCCAUUGAUGUUAUUGCUGCUCUUGUGACCGUUGUUUUGCUUAUAACAUUCACCUGCAUUUCAAUUGUAAGAUUACUGUGGAGAAUGAUUUUUGUUGGGAAAAGGGUUAAACAGGAGUAACAUGAAAUACAAGAGGCUGGUUUUCUGUGUGAAAUUCAGACAUUACCAGACAUUAACAAAACAUGUUGUUUUUUUUCCCAUCCCUUUUUGAUUUCAUUAUUUUUUGGGGACUUCCUAAAUGGGAUGACCCAUCAGUAGUUUUUUUUUUUCAGUGUGAAAGAUAUUCACAUUGCUACAUCUGUCUUUGAAGAGACCUAAAUGUCACUGUCUGCUAGCUUUGCACAGUUUUAGUAUAUUCAUUGUAAAGAUCAGAAUACUUAAAAAAAGUAAUACUUUAAUGUUUUACUGUUUUAGAAAAAAACAAGUGAAAUUAAACUGGUUAUAGGCAGGAUUAAAAAACUGAAUAUUUCAGAAGGUUGUUAUUAUUUUUCUCUUGCUCUAGACAUGGCAAUGUUGGCAUGUCAUCAUACUGUGUGAAGUUACCUGCAUGUUACAGGUGAAUAUUAUAAAAAAUCACAGAUGUAUCAUAGACAGGCAGGUUGAUAGGAUAAAACUUUCUUUUAAUCUUAAAAUGAACUACAAGAAUGAUGCUUAUAAUAAUAAUGCUUGCUGUAUAUUCAAAAAAGGUGCAGUACAUGGCUGAUAAAACAAUACAGUGCAAGAAAAUGUCAUGAGACUGGUUGAGGAAGCCUUGACAGCUUUUGAUUGAACAAGACUAUAUCAGACAAUAUCAAAUAACUAUAACCAUAACACUACUUUUUGCUUGUUUUGUUGUAAAAAGCAGCUUAAAUACUAUAUGUAAUAUAUACAAAAUAUACAUGAUUUUGAUGUAUAGCAGUAAAAAUAAUUUCAAUCUCAUUCUUAACCAUCAGCUGUGCAUUAUAUAUGACGAUAUAUAUUAAUGAGUACAAUUUACUUGAUUAUAAACAUACAGGAUGUCUUGCAUAUUGAUUUAUACCAUAAAUGAUUAUAAAACUAAACUUUUAACAAAAAAUAAUUCCAGAAGAUUCUUGCCUUGGCCAGGCUGUACACAAGACUUCACUGCAUUAACUUACAUACGCUUCAAAUUACACAGGAAAACAUUUGAUGCAGAUCAAACAGCACAUAGAAGUACAGUGCUAGAUUUCCCCACCUAGACCUUUCAGCAUACAAUAUCAGACAGCAGUAUAACAUGGUUUAUAAGCAUAUUACUUUCUUUUAUAUUUCUUCUGGGCCUUUAUGAAUUAACGAAGUGGGAUGGAUGCAGCAUCAGCAGCGUCUUCUUCGUUUUCACAGCUCUGGUUAUUUUGCCCACAGUAUCUUGUAUAUAAAAUAUGUGCAAUGAGUAGCAGGACUAAAAAUGUGACCACAGCAUUUCCGAACCCCUAAAAAAUGGACAGUCAAAACAGAAAUGAGUAAGACACAGAAUCUAAAUGCUCAUCAGCACUGUCAUGUGGACAUCUGUAUUUUAUGGGAAGCUGGUGCUCUCAUCUACAAAUUCAAUUUCUGACACUUGCCAAAACAAAAGCCAUCAUUUUGUUCUUACCUGAGACAAGAUAUAAAACCUGUGUGAGCGAUUCAGAAGUUCUUCUGAAGAAUAAAUUGUUGUGUUGGUUGGUUCACACCACUUCAGAUAAGUUUUGUCAGCAGUUACAAAUGUGCCUGGCCAGUCUGUCUUUGCGCAGACCAUGUACUGGCCAUUGAGCAACAUAAGGGCCAACCACACUACAGGAGGCAGAAGGGCAACCAACAUGCUUUUACCCACACUGUAUCCAUGAAUCAAGAGCAUCAGGAGAGAAGCAGUAACAGCAGGAAUCAAGAAGAAUGGAGCCACAAACACAGCAUUCCAUUUAGGAUUACAAGGACAAGCAAAUUCCACCUCCACAAUCUUCUCCACAGCAGCCAGAAAGAAGCCAAAAACCACAUUUGACACAACAGGGCGCUGUCCAAACUCAUUCUUGAGUCUUGCAAGCAGCUCUUCCUCUGCUCCCAUAACGAUGAUAUGUAAUCUAUACAAAACAAAUAAUGCAGAUAGAAAUAUAGAGAAAAGGUGCACAUUUAGGAAUGAUUCAGGAAUGUCAAAUAAAACCGUUUUUUUUUUUUUUUUUUAAAUCAAAACUGAGCUUUGAUGUAAUAGCUGUACUUUUCAGGAUACAUUUGAUAAGAACUGAUGGAAAAGCUCUCAGCCUCCACUCUGCUGAGUUUUAAUUGGUCUCUUCCUUUUCACCAAAAACACAGCUUCAUAAUAUAUUUAACUUUGAAAUGUAAAUAUGACGGAUUAUUGAAAUUUCUAAAUAAAAAAAGCUUAUGGUUUUUUACUUUGAAAAGAACAUUUUCAGUUUUCAUAAAAUAUAAUAAUGUUAAUGUUAAUAUUUAGAACUUUUCAUGCAUUUAUUAAAUAGACAAGAACAAAUCAGAUAAACAUUGAUUAUGUAAAUCUGGUGUAAAUUGAUUUUAACAUAUUAUAAUUCAGUGUCUUAACAAUUAGAAAAUUUGAUUUGAAGAUUAAGUGUGCUAUACACACUAUGGCUGACCAUAUAUCACAUACUUUAUCUUACUGUCUACGGCAAAAGAAUUUAACACAACCUGAAAUAAAUCAACCAUAACAGUAACCAGUUAGCAUCUGUGUAUUAAAGUCAGUCGUACCUACUUUGAAGUUGAAACAGAAAAAUAUCCUUCAAUGUCCUUCAAAUGAAAAUCUUUCAACAGCUCUGCAUUUGAAAAUGUUUUUCUUCCUUCUAGACCCUUCCUGUUGUCAUGUGGUUUAACUUUUCUUUUUUCUGUAUAAAUCUUCACCACUCGCUUUCCCUCAGUAUAUUGUAUCUUCUUAUUUAUGUCAAGUAGUCCCUGUAAAAAGGAUUCUCCCUAUCAUGGGCAAACAAAACAGUUCAAUACUGGAACUUGACAAGCGAUUUUACAUUAAGAAACAUCUGCACAUUUAUAGAUGUCUGGUCUAAAUGGAGGUUUCUUGUGGUUCAAAACUGAAAGUUCAGAGAAGUUCUUCUUACAGGGUUACGUGACAAAAAUAAACCUGGUUUCUGACACCCUAAACUAUGCUACAUGAGAGUUUAACAUGUAGACACAUCCGGGGAUGGUACAUUAUCUAGAACAUAUCCAGUAUUGAUUACCAUACACAAUAUUUGUUUUUCUGUGUUUUAUCUCCAAUUCUUGUGAUCAUAUACAAUAUCUCACAAAAGUGAGUACACUCCUCACAUUUCAGCAGCCAUUUUAUUAUAUCUUCUCAAGGGACAAUACUAUAGAAAUGAAACUUGGAUAUAAUUUAGAGUAGUCACUGUACAGCUUGUAUAGCAGUGUCACGUGUAAAUAUUUUGUGUGAGCACCAUUGUUAUCUAGCGCUGCCUUAAUCCUCAUGGAAUUCACCAGAGCUGCACAGGUUGUUACUGGAAUCCUCUUCCACUCCUCCAUGAUGACAUCACAGAGCUGGUGGAUGUUAGACACCUCGCACACCUCCACAACUUCUGGAUAUGACGCAGAGCAUGAUUACUCAACUUCUUUGGUCGACCCUGGCGAGGCCUGUUCAGAGUGGAACCUGUAUUGGAAAACCGCUGUAUGACCUUGGCCACCGUGGUGUAGCUCAGUUUCAGGGUGUUACCAAUCUUCUUAUAGCCUCGGCCAUCUUCAUGGAGAGCAACAAUUCUAUUUCUCACAUCCUCAGAGAGUUCUUUGCCGCGAGGUGCCAUGUUGAACAUCCAAUGGCCAGUAUGAGAGAAUUGUACCCAAAGCACCAAAUUCAACAGCUCUAAUCCAUGAUACACAAAUUUGUAUGGUCCAAUCAAACAGGCAAAAACAUGAACAUGAUGAAUAGGACGGUGGUGGCUUUGCAUGUUUGAACGACAUGUACAGGUAUCACUAGGGGUGUACUCACUUGUGUUGCCAGCUAUUUAGACAAUAAUGGCUGUGUGUUUAGUUAUUUUCAGAGGACAGUAAAUCUAUACUGCUAUACAAGCUGUACACUGACUAAAGUAUACCCAAGUUUCAUUUCUACAGUAUUGUCCCUUGAGAAGAUAUAAUAAAAUGGUUGCUGAAAUGUGAGGGGUGUACUCACUUUUGUGAGAUAUUGUACUAAAACCACUCCAGCUUCUGCUUUGAAUGUUCUGUACAUUUUUAACUGCAGAUGUGCAAUAAAAAGUGUGAAAUUCAA